Molecule: messenger RNA, 690 nt
Organism: Gossypium arboreum
Lineage: Eukaryota; Viridiplantae; Streptophyta; Magnoliopsida; Malvales; Malvaceae
Exons: 3
Coding region: 1-690 (229 amino acids)
Source: RefSeq, a predicted model, not a curated record
AUGGCUACCGUGCAUUCCGUCGAGUCUGACUCUGGCUCCAGCUUCCUUGGUGAUCGGGUGGCCACGUCCUUCCCUCGGCAUGAGGUUGUAAAGCUUGACGCAGAGACGUUUAUUCAGUGGCAACAACAAGUUCGUCUCAUCCUUCGUGGUUAUGGCUUGCUCGGCUUUCUUGAUGGAACACUGUCGGCUCCACCCUCCUCAUUUCUCUCUUCAUUCACGGAUGUUAGCACUGCCGGUGAUGUCUGGCGUAUGGCGAAUAACUUGUUUGCCGCCGAUACUACUGCAAAGCAAUCUCAGUUGCGCCAUGAUCUUCAUUCUCUUCGAAAAGGUACUCUCUCUGUUCGGUUAUAUGUUGACAGAAUCAAGAAUUUGUGCGCUCUUCUUGCAGCAUCUGGAUCUCCGAUCUCGGAGGCUGAAUGCACGGCGGUUCUUCUUGUCGGUCUUCCGACUGACUUUGAAGCCAUCGUAUCUCACGCGUCGCUCUCUCCGGUUCCGUUAUCUUUUCAACGACUAGUUGAUGCGUUGCUUGAGUGGACUCCGUUGCAGCCGACGGACGGGGGUCUUCGUGGUGGUCGCUUAUCUGGUCGUGGCCGUGGUCGAACCUUCCGUCCAUGCAUACAAUGCCAGAUUUGCAGUCGGUUCGGUCAUCUCAUGCAGCGGUGUUACUACCGUUAUGAUCGUGAUGGGUAG